Molecule: messenger RNA, 4531 nt
Organism: Sceloporus undulatus (fence lizard)
Lineage: Eukaryota; Metazoa; Chordata; Lepidosauria; Squamata; Phrynosomatidae
Gene: EPHA8
Product: EPH receptor A8
Exons: 15
Coding region: 19-2805 (928 amino acids)
Biological process (GO): protein phosphorylation; cell surface receptor protein tyrosine kinase signaling pathway; axon guidance
Cellular component (GO): neuron projection; plasma membrane
Molecular function (GO): ATP binding; protein binding; transmembrane-ephrin receptor activity
Source: RefSeq, a predicted model, not a curated record
UGGGACUCCAUCAAUGAAAUGGAUGAAUUUUUCAACCCGAUCCACACCUACCAAGUGUGCAACGUCAUGUCCCCGAACCAGAACAACUGGCUGCGGACUAGUUGGGUACAAAGGCAUGGGGCACAUCGGGUUUAUGUGGAGAUCCGAUUCACCCUAAGGGACUGCAACAGUAUGCCAGGGGUACUGGGCACGUGCAAGGAAACGUUCAACCUCUACUACCUCCAGUCCGACCGCGACCUGGGCAGUACCACCCGGGAGAGCCAGUUUGUGAAAAUCGACACCAUCGCGGCUGACGAGAGUUUCACCAAUGUGGACCUGGGCGUCCGGCGGCUCAAACUGAACACAGAGGUACGAGGCGUGGGACCACUGACCAAGCGAGGUUUCUAUCUGGCCUUCCAAGACAUUGGAGCCUGUAUUGCCAUUGUCUCCGUCCGUGUCUACUACAAGAAGUGCUCAGCCAUGGUGAGGAACUUGGCUUCGUUCUCGGAGGCGGUGACCGGCGCAGAUUCCUCCUCGCUUGUGGAGGUCCGGGGCGAGUGUGUAGGGCAUGCGGAGGAAAGAGACACCCCCAAAAUGUACUGCAGUGCUGAAGGGGAAUGGCUGGUGCCCAUUGGGAAAUGUGUGUGUAGUGCUGGCUAUGAGGAGCAGAGAGAUUCAUGCCGAGCCUGCCAACUGGGAUUUUACAAGUCUUCCCCAGGGGACCAGCUGUGCGCCAAGUGCCCUCCCCACAGCUAUUCUGAGACCCAGGCUGCACAGGUGUGUCGCUGUGAGAGCAGCUUUUACCGAGCAGCACAGGACCUCCCUUCGGCAGCAUGCACACGUCCCCCCUCGGCUCCCAUGAACCUAAUGUCCAGCGUGAAUGGCACAUCCGUGACCCUGGAAUGGGCCCCUCCGCAGGACAAAGGUGGCCGCACGGACAUAAUCUACAACGUCAUCUGUCGCCGCUGUGCAUGGGAUUCGGGACAAUGCGAGGUCUGUGGCGCUGGGAUCCGCUUUGUGCCCCAGCAGAUGAACUUGGCCCAGGGCUCUCUGGCUGUUGGAAACCUUUUGGCUCACACCAACUACUCCUUCUGGGUGGAGGCUGUCAAUGGAGUCUCUGACCUCAGUCUCGAGCCGCCAAGAUUCGCAGCCGUCAACAUCACCACAAACCAGGCAGCUCCGUCGCAAGUGCUGGGCAUUCACCAGGAGAACGUCGGUCAAAACAGCAUCAUGCUCCUGUGGCAGGAACCAGAGCAACCGAAUGGGAUUAUUCUGGAAUAUGAGAUCAAGUACUAUGAGAAGGACAAAGAGAUGCAGAGCUAUUCCACCUUGAAGUCAAAGGGCAACAGCACCACCGUUUCCGGCCUGAAGCCUGCGACUCGCUAUGUCUUCCAAGUCCGAGCGCGCACCUCUGCUGGCUGUGGCCGAUUCAGCCAAACGGUGGAAGUGGAGACCGCCAAAGCAACAGCUCCGCGGUAUGACACCACCACAGUUGUCUGGAUCUGUCUCACACUCAUCAGUGGCCUUGUCACCCUACUCUUGUUUCUGAUUUGCAAGAAGAGACACUGUGGGUACAGCAAGGCUUUCCAGGAUUCUGAUGAGGAGAAAAUGCAUUAUCAAAAUGGACAGGUGAAGUUCCCUGAGUCAAAAUUCUAUGUGGAACCACAUACCUAUGAGGACCCCUGCCAAGCUGUGCAUGAGUUCACGCGAGAAAUUGAAGCCUCCAGGAUCAAAAUUGAGAAGGUCAUUGGAUGUGGAGAGUCAGGAGAGGUGUGUUAUGGCCGGCUGAAAUUGCCUGGGAAGAGGGAGAUGCCCGUGGCGGUCAAGGCCCUGAAGGCUGGCUACACCGAGAAGCAGAGGCGGGACUUCCUGAGCGAAGCCAGCAUCAUGGCGCAGUUCGACCAUCCCAACGUCAUCCACCUGGAGGGGGUGGUCACCAAAAGCAAAUUAGUCAUGAUUGUGACCGAGUACAUGGAGAAUGGCUCACUGGAUUCCUUUCUCCGGAAACAUGACGGGCAAUUCACAGUCCUCCAGAUGGUUGUCAUGCUGAGGGGCAUCAGCGCUGGCAUGCGCUAUCUCGCAGACCUGGGCUACGUACAUCGUGACUUGGCGGCACGCAACAUCCUGGUCAAUGGCAACCUAGUCUGCAAAGUCUCCGACUUUGGACUCUCACGGAUCCUGGAGAACAAUCCCGAGGCUGCUUAUACCACAACGGGUGGGAAGAUCCCUGUUCGGUGGACAGCACCCGAAGCCAUCACAUACCGAACGUUCUCAUCAGCCAGCGAUGUGUGGAGCUACGGCAUCGUCAUGUGGGAAGUGCUGGCAUACGGGGAGCGUCCUUAUUGGAACAUGACUAACCGGGAUGUCAUCCAGUCUGUGGAGGAGGGUUAUCGGCUGCCUGCCCCCAUGGGCUGCCCCACUGCCCUGCACCAACUCAUGCUGGACUGUUGGCAGAAGGACUGUAAUGACAGACCACGCUUCUCCCAGAUUGUCAAUGUUCUGGACAAGCUCAUCCGCAACCCACAGAACCUGAAGUGUACAGCCACGGUCAACCGAUUCACCCAAACACUUUCAGAGCGAGGCUGCAUCGAUUUCACCAGCUGCUCAACUGUGGAAGACUGGUUGGACUCCAUUCGGCUGGGCCGAUAUCGGGACAACUUUGCUCUGGCUGGCUACUCGUCGCUUGGCAUGGUGAUGCGGAUGAACAUAGAGGAUGUGCAAAGUUUGGGCAUCAGCCUGACAGGGCACCAGAGGAAAAUUCUGACCAGCAUCCAGAUCAUGAGGUCUCAGCUGCUCAACACUAUGGGCUCCCGAAGGCACCUCUGAUGGCCCUCCUUUCUCAACCCUAGAGACUUCCAUGCCCACUUGGCUCCUUCCCUUGGUUUCACUCAGGUGAACCCUCAUGAGGAAGAAUCCCAGUGAUGGGAGGCCGCCUACUCACAAGGGGAGCAAUAGGAUCUUGCUACCCAAGAGGGCCUUCUGCUGCAGUGUGAGGUACGGCUAGACCCCACCAUCAGAAAUGGGGAAGACAGCAUACUGCACAGACUCAUUGGUAUGGUGGACUGCAUAGACACUGUGGCAUAGGAGUGGUCCUUGGUUUGGACUUUGCUUGAAGAUGGGGCAGAGAGCCAAGAGUCGUUGGUGGCCUCCUUCUGCCACUCAUGGUGCUUAAUUCUUCUGAAUGAGUUGGGACAAACCGGUGUAGGCAGGGUAUAUUCUAAGCGUUGGCAGGCCUUCUCCUGCCACUCCACUGCAAUAAACUAUGAGAGCCACCCUAAGGGUGCACCCUUUGGGGGUAAGAGCUGGGUUUCCUCCUCCCCAGGAACAUCUCACAGAAAUAAAGGCAAGACGAGACGAGACCUGAACGGAAAGCUGGACAGGUUCCCUUGGAAGUAGACAAUGACCUCUGCAGGAAGCCAAGCCACCCUUUCAGUCAACCAGCAAUCUGCACCUUCUCACCUGAAGCUUCUUAGCUGUAGCUCCAGGACCUUGGGGGCACAAACUCAGGUCUCCUUCCAGCUCACCACCUCCUGCUGCAAGAACUAGUCCUGGAUGGGAACCAUCCCUUCCUCCAGCUCUAAGCAAAGUUGGUCCGUUGUUCUUCCACUGCUGCUAAACACUAGGACCUUCACCUACUAGGACCUUCACAAUCAGUCUAAUACCCUCGAAAUGCUGGUCCUCUCCUGGAAAGUGUUGGACACAGCUUUUCAUGCCAACUGUUAUACCCUUGUUCUUUUUGUUAUGGGGUAUGGUUUUGUAGAAGGGAGUUGGGAAGGAAUGCUUCUUUGGUCUCCUUGACAAGCCCAAGUGGCCACCAUGGGCCUAACACAAAGUUUGGGUCUCAGUAAUCCAUGUAUUCCCCAGGUAUUCAUUUAUUUCCCAGGUAUGGUGCUGGGGGGUGUCUUCCAUUAUCUUUUGUAAAGGGACUAGAGACGUCCAAGAGAUGAAGCAAAGGCGUGAGACAAGCAAAGCAUGAAAGAUCCUCCUGCCUCUUUGCUUCUUUGCCCUGUAAAUAGGAUUGUCUAGCACGGUCCCAAUGGUUCUUUCCUUCUGCCACUCUGAAGAUGCAAAAAUGGACUCCAAGCACAGCAUCCCUUGCUUUUUCCUAUCAACAUGGGAGGCUAAAGGGGUUAGUCCUGUAUUGGAUGCACCCCUCCUUUGUCUCUGGUCCAAAAGUUUGAUUGCUGCUUUUCUUUACCUCUUUACCUCUCCAGAGGUAGAGGAUAUACAUGGCCUGUAGAAUAGCAAUGAGGAUUGUCCUGCCAACCUGGUGCCUCCAGUGAAGAUCCCUAUGGGGGGGGGGACCAGCACCGUAAUGGACAGUUGUUUCUCUAAGGGCAUAGGUUUCCAUUUUGAGGUUCUAGGGGAUACCUUUUUUGGCCAUACCAUCUGGUCAGUUCUUGAUAUUUUAGUUGGGUGAGGCAGGGAGUAGGGAAGGAGGUGAACAAUUUUGGUAGGUUUGGCACCUUCAUAAUUUUUUUCGGGCUAAGUGGCCAUGUUCUAGAAGAGUUUAUUCCCGAUGUUUCACCAGCAUCUGUGGCUGGCAUCUUCA